Messenger RNA from Clonostachys byssicola, 1293 nucleotides. NCBI's taxonomy places the organism in Eukaryota, Fungi, Ascomycota, Sordariomycetes, Hypocreales, Bionectriaceae. The record is from the annotation of a GenBank genome assembly.
AUGAACCCUGAUACGAUUUUUUUUCCUCCGGAGACGUCGCGUUUUUCUACCCUGAGACUUGCACAAACAAAUGGCCCCUUUGCACUGGAGGCGGCGUUUCGUGCAGACACGGACCUACGAAAAGUAAACCUGAUAAUUGGAGCAUACAGGGACGAUGAAGAAAAGCCAUGGCAUCUCCCUUCUGUCACCGAGGCAAAGCGUCGGCUGGAGCUCGGACAUUCCCACCACGAAUACUUGCCACUUCAAGGAAGUCCCAAGUUUGUUGAGGUAUCAAAGCAAGUUCUGUUCGGACCGAAAAUCGUUCAACAGCAGCAGCCAUUUUUAGCUUCGAUUCAGACAGUAUCAGGCACCGGUGCCAACAGCUUGGUUGCCAUGUUCUUGGAGCAGAAACACCUUCGUCCGACCAACAUUUGGCUGCUAAACCUGACGUGGAUCAACCACGGUGAUAUAUGGAAAGUAAACGCACCGAAUGUCAGUGUGCAGUGGUAUCCAUACUAUAACGAUGCUAAGCGCGCGUUGGAUUUUGAUGCGAUGAUGGAGACUCUGCAACGUAAUUGCCUAGAGCAUGAUACCAUCCUCUUCCAUGCCUGUGCUCACAACCCUACGGGAAGAGACCCCUCGCAGCAGCAAUGGAGGGAGCUGGCUCACCUAUGUCUCAAGAAAAGACUCUUUGUGAUAUUCGACUCGGCUUAUCAGGGAUGUGCUUCUGGAGAUCUCGAUAGGGAUGCAUGGGCCAUCCGACACUUUGUCUCGCACCCUUCGAUCGAACUUGCAGUCUGUCAGUCAUUCUCCAAGAACCUGGGCUUGUAUGGCGAGCGUGUGGGGGCAUUGCAUUUGAUGGUGCAUCGCUCGAACCCGAAUGGACCCAACUUAGCCAAGGCUGUCCAGAACAACCUCAUCGAUCUGCAACGAGCUUGUGUCUCCAUGGCACCGCUAUUCGGGAGUCGCGUCGCGAGUGAAGUGCUAGGAAAUGAGGAUCUACAGCAGAUGUGGAAGAGCGACCUGUCAACAAUGAGCGGGCGCAUCAGAGCCAUGCGAUCGGCCCUCCGUGAUGAGCUUUUGAAGCUGCAAACCCCUGGAAGCUGGGACCACAUUACUGAGCAGACUGGCAUGUUCUCCUGCACAGGGUUGAGCAAGGAGCAGGUUGAGGACUUGCAGCUGAAGCAUCACAUCUACCUACUUCCUACCGGGCGGGCGUCUAUGUGUGGCGUUACAAGUACGAAUGUCUCCUAUAUUGCUAGGGCUAUCCAUGAGGUGGUUUCCGGGCAGCCAGCCGACAUGUUACCGAAGUGA